Molecule: messenger RNA, 1485 nt
Organism: Verticillium dahliae VdLs.17
Lineage: Eukaryota; Fungi; Ascomycota; Sordariomycetes; Glomerellales; Plectosphaerellaceae
Product: polyamine transporter 2
Exons: 4
Coding region: 1-1485 (494 amino acids)
Biological process (GO): transmembrane transport
Molecular function (GO): transmembrane transporter activity
Source: RefSeq, a predicted model, not a curated record
AUGUCUUUGAACACGGGCAGCUCGACGUCCGAAGAGUCCGUCUCGACUUCGGUGAGGCGAGCCCCGCCUCGACCCAAGAUUCAAGAACUACCGGAAGGUAUGGACCCGACCAAAUUCUCGACUCUGAAGAAACUCCAUGUCGUCUUUGUCGGCACGUGGUUCAACCGUCAACAGCGCCAUCGGGUCCUCUCUGCCGGUCCCGGCGCAGUGAGCUGGAUCGCCGACGACUUCUCCUACGCCGGCCGCUCGCGCGUGCUGCUCGCAGCCUACGUCGGCUACUGCAUCUUCACACUCGCUUGCGCCGUCGCACCUUCGUAUCCCGCCCUGCUCGUCUUCCGCCUCCUCGGCGGCAUGAACGCUGCAUGCACCAACGCCGUCGUCGGUGGGCUCUUCGCCGACAUUUACGACGAACCGAUCCAGCGGGGCCGCGUGCUUGCCUACUUCAUGACGGCCACGACCAUCGGACCGCCCCUGGGCCCCAUCAUCUCCGGCUUCGCCUCGACCAUCGACUGGCGCCUGACCUUCUGGAUCGGCCUUGCCCUCGUGGGCCUCGGCCUCCCCGCCCUCAUCACGCUGCCCGAGACGUACGUGCCCGUCAUCCGCCGCCGCCUCAAGCAGAAGGCCCGCAAAGCCGAGAGGGCUAGCCAGGCCGAGAAGGCCAGCCGGGACGACCCCGACAUGCCGGCCCUCACCAAGACGGAGACGCUGAGCGGCAACAUCCAGGUCAUCUUCGCGCGGCCCUUCACCAUGAUGGUGCGGGAGCCCGUCGUGCUCUUCUCCUCGCUCUACAUGGCGCUCGUCUACUCGAUCCUCUACCUCUUCUUCCAGGCCUACCCCAUCAUCUUCCAGGGCGUCUACGACAUGGAGCCCGGCUUCGUGGGCCUCGCCUUCCUGCCCGUCCUCGGCGGUUCGGCCGCUGCCCUCGCCGUUUUCAUGUGGUUCAGCGCCUACCACGCCGCCGCCCUGCGCCGCGGCGCGUCCUGGACGCGUCAGGACGAGUACCGCCGGCUGCCCCUCGCCUGCAUCGGCGGGCCAGCGCUGUCCCUCUCCCUCUUCUGGCUCGGCUGGUCCUCCCGCGCGACCGUCCACCCGGCCGUGCCCAUGAUGUCCGGCUUCCUCUUCGGCGCCGGCUACCUCCUCAUCUUCAUGGCCAUGCUCAACUACCUCACCGACGCGUACCGCCAGUUCUCGGCCUCGGCCCACACGGCCGCCAGCACGACGCGCUCCGUCUGCGCCGUGUGCCUGCCCCUCGCGACGCGGCCCAUGUACGCCCGCCUCGGCAUCGCCUGGGCCUGCUCGUUGCUCGGCCUCGUGGCCCUCGCCAUGGCCGUCAUCCCCUUUGUCUUCAUCCGCUGCGGCCGGUCUAUCCGCGAGAGGAGCCCGUUUUGCCAGCAGGUGCUCGCGCUCGAGCGGCCGGCGGACGAUACCGAUGAGGAGGAGGCGAGGGGGGAGGAGCUGCGGAGGCCGGGGACGCUGAAUGCGUAG